GUUUCGAUGAUGCUGGUCGUCCAUGUCGUAUUGUUCUUCUACGCACUUCCCUCACAAUAUGAAGCCAGGCUUUCUUACGAGUAUCCCAACAAUACUCAUUUUCAAAAAUGUGUAAGCACCAUCAUAAAAAAAAUAGUUAAUGAUGUACGAGCGAAUUCAAUACUUUUGAGAAAAUCAGGCACAAUGUUUCGCACUCCGAACAUGGCUUACUUCAUAGCUGCCGGGAACUACAACGAUUUCAUUAAUAAUUUCCCCGAUUUAACCGAAGAAAAAUAUUGGCUCCCGACAGCACGAUUUUUAAUCAUGAUCAAGGAUUUAACGACUACCAGUUUAGGCAAAAUCUUCGAUCUUCUACUGAAAUAUAACGUUAUCAAUGUUCUUGUUCUGAACGAGAAUGCAGACCCCGAUCUGUACACUUAUAAUCCGUUCGAAAACUACGGAUGUGGCCAGCGUUACGAUAGGAUCAUCGAAUACGGAAAAUGUUCCAUGUCGCAAGAGAACUUAUACCCAUACAAAUUGAUUACGGGACUUAGAAAUUGCACGUUCAAAGUCGGCAGCCCUCAAUGGCCUCCAUACUCUAUCGAUCUCGCAAAAAGUAAUGGCCCCGAUGGAGUCGAACAGAUGGUGCUAAGAGAAUUAGGCAAAUUGGAACACUUCCAAGUGAAUUUCACUAACAGUGGAGAUGGGGAAGCAUUCUCAAAGAUAGAGAAGGGAGUCGGGUCCUUGUAUAUGCUUCAAAAGCAAGAAAUACAAAUGAUGGCGGGAGGUAUGAUACUGACGUACCCGAGAACGAAGGAGUUCGACUACAUAUGGGGGCACCUCGCGUACACGGAUGAAAUUUCAUAUCAAGUCAAGAGAGCUACAGACGUCGCGACCUGGAGAUAUACGUACUUGGAAUUCGAUGCGUUGGUUUGGACCGUAUUUAUUUUAGCCUUUCUCGUUUUCUUGCUCAUCUUCGUCAUCUUCGUUCGUCCGAAGGACAAGGGCCGCAUCGUGCUUAAAAUGAUCGGAUUCUUAUUUCUCGCCGGCAACAGAAUUCGAGGGAAUUUCUUUACGAGGUAUCUUUUCAUUCACUGGGUUUUGUUAGCGUAUAUCAUAAAUGUUUACUACGUAUCCAAUCUAGUAAGCUUCACGACCAAUCCCAUUAGAAAAUACCAGGUGUGUGAAGAAGAGGAUUUGGUAAAGUACAACUUGCAACCCUGCGUGAGUCCUGUUAUUAAGGAUUUUAUGUCAUCCGUGGAGGUGAAUGAAUCUUUUAUUGACAUUCAACGCGAAGGUUGCGAAAAUUUGUAUGAAAGUAUUGAAACGGUCAGCAAAUCGGACGAGCUUUAUACUGUGGUGAUACAUUUAGUUGAAGCACGCAAGUUGAAGCAGUCAAGUUUAGUUUAG
Maniola jurtina (meadow brown) is the source of this 1389-nucleotide messenger RNA. RefSeq lists its product as uncharacterized. Bases 7 to 1389 code for a protein of 460 amino acids. NCBI's taxonomy places the organism in Eukaryota, Metazoa, Arthropoda, Insecta, Lepidoptera, Nymphalidae. The record is from RefSeq and is a predicted model, not a curated record. The transcript has 3 exons.